CAGCCUCUUCAACAGUGUACCCAUGACAUGCCACUCUUGUCAGUCGUUGAACGUUAUGCGCACCAAACGGUUCACGACCGGUACAUUAUAUUUGUCAUAACGAUUUAAUCACAUAAUCGCUGAAAAUUAUCUCCAAUUUUACCAAGUGAAAAUUUUUACGGCACGAACUACCGUGACACUGAAGACCAAAAUUUGUGAUAUUCAUUCUGAGCGUGUUAAGUUGUUAAUUAAAAACUCUUAAUGAACUACGAAGUGAUGGAUAAACUCUUGCAAUGACUCGGGAAUUAAGAUAAAUUAUUUAAGUAAUGGAAAGGACACUAGAGUGACGGAAAAAUUUCAAUUAAAAAAUCGAAUGUGUCGAGAUCGUUAUCAAUAUUGUUGUGUCCUUUAUCCACUCAGUUGUCGUUCCUCGUUAUGUUUAAUUAAAGUUUUGUGAAUAAAAUGGGGGAAUCAAUGUCAAUAUUUAUAAGCCACAGUGAGAGUCACAAAGUUGCCGCGAAAAGAGUGAAAUUUUUCGCGAGUUCGUGGUUGUUUGACUGUUUGAAGUGUUGAGUCUAAAUCGCAAGUCAAAGAGGGAACUGAAGGAGCCGAUUAUCCCUCCCCAGCCACCUGUACCGCAUUCGCUGACGGACGAGGGUGAACCUCACCCACAGGGAAAACCUGUCCAGGUGCAGUCCUCUCUUUGACAAGACUACCACUCGAUAGCGAAGCUGUGAGCGCAAGAAAUUUGACCCGUCAUCGCCGGGAAUCGAAUCCCAAUCAAUGGCAGAGUAGUCCAGUGCUCUGACCACACGGCCACUACCCGAAAAAUUGUGACAAAUCAUCACCAUCGGGGCUUCAUCGAAAUAAUCAUCACAUGUUGACGACGUCCAAGGUCCCAAUUAUGGAGAUAUCCGCGAUUUCUGAGACACUGGGUGUGAGAGAAAAAUCCGUCAAACAUCGACUGUCCUAGGAGUGAGUGAAACUAGCCAAUCGGGGGUUGAAGUGCACCGGAUUUUGUCAGGGAGCCUAAAUCAUGACCAACGAUACGAAUGAGACUGAUCCCUGGGCUGAUUACGAUAUCAAUGACUCGUUCAGUCAGUAUUAUUGGGAGGAAUUGGGACCGAUCGUCGUGAUCUAUUCCAUCACCUUCAUUCUGGGUUUGAUUGGAAAUCUCGUGAUAAUCACGUCCACCCUCUGCCCAAAGCUACGUCUCCUGCCACUAACGCCCACCAACGUAUUCCUGGGAGGUCUAGCCAGUGCUGAUCUCAUAUUGAUCAUCUUCUGCAUUCCCGUCAAGGUCGCCAAAUUAUUCUCAUACACCUGGCAGAUGGGUUGGUUCCUGUGCAAGUCUGUUCACUACAUGCAGAGUGUAUCAGCCAUUUGUUCAGUCGUUACCCUGACGACGAUGUCCGGUGAAAGGUACUACGCCAUUGUACACCCAAUGAAGGCACAGUACACCUGUACCAUAAGUCAGGCCCGACGGAUCGUAGUCAUAACCUGGUUCGCCUCAUUCCUCCUCGCUAUUCCCAUUUGGUUUGCACAGACGCACAAAGUCGUCGGGGAGCGGUACAAAUCGUACUGGUGCGUCCGGGACUCAAGUCAAGAAAUACUCUGGCGCCUCCACGAGGUUUAUAUGCUCGUCAUCGUGCUCGCUGUGCCACUGGUGGUCAUGGCAUUCUGCUACACAGCCAUAUCCUGGGAGAUAAGGCGUGUCAUGAAGCGACGGUAUCACAUGACAUCGAGACACGCAUUGAAUCCCUCAACAACCAGCAAUAGUACCACAAAUGGGGAGUGCAUACCAAUGACGGACAAGUGUCGUAGUGCAGAGGGUUCCCGACGUCUCCAAGGGCAUCAGGAGGACUCGAGAACCGACAUGGAGUCACGUACUAUGAAGCAGGUCAUUAAGAUGCUAGUCGCAGUGGUCGUGGUAUUCGCCAUAUGCUGGAGUCCCAUGUUAAUAGAUAAUGUGUUAACGGCAUAUGGAGUCCUGCCACGGCUGAAGUAUGGCGUCACAAAGCACAUGAACACAACAUUUCAAUUGAUGGCGUAUUUUAACAGUUGCAUUAAUCCAAUAAUUUAUGGAUUCAUGUCGAAGAACUUCAGGGAGAACUUUUUGGCUGCUGCCUGUGGUGGCUGGUGCUGCUGCUUCCGUCAGAGCAUUUACUCGCCCCAAGUGAAACGACAUACCACCCUCAGCCAACCAAGAACGACGAGUGCCAGGAAAAAUAAUUUCCCCUAAUGCUUCAGCCGAAUUAAAAACUUCUGGGGACAAAAAACCGUCUAGAUCUCGAGGAGGAGGAAGGAUUAUAAAAUUUUGCUGUUAAGUGGUCCCGGAAAGACACCGAGAGUGAAGAAUCGAGAUGAAAGUGAGCCGACCGCAGGAAAAUCACAGACAUUAUUUUCCCUAGGGUAAAUUGCCCUUUAUUUCAAAUCCAAGGUGCUCUCUCAUUUCAAUUUCUGUCACAUGUCCACCUCUCAAAUUAAGUGAGAUACCCCUGAGGGUAGAAAGGAGAGAUUUAUGUGAUAUAAGAUAAUUUUCAAGGGAAGUUAAGUGCGUGGUUAGUGGUCUCUCAUUGGGAUGGAGGAACGAAAGGAUUUUCAACCCUCUUGCAGUAUCAAAAAUGGAUAUUAUGAAGACAAGGAAGGGUGUAUUUUUAGUGUUAAUCACAGAACUUGAUGUUAUACAGAAUAAAAAAAUAUUGUCUGCAUUUUUA
Messenger RNA from Diachasmimorpha longicaudata, 2696 nucleotides. RefSeq names its product type-1 angiotensin II receptor-like. Lineage: Eukaryota; Metazoa; Arthropoda; Insecta; Hymenoptera; Braconidae. The record is from RefSeq and is a predicted model, not a curated record. Gene Ontology annotation, cellular component: plasma membrane. The transcript is spliced from 10 exons. Gene Ontology annotation, biological process: G protein-coupled receptor signaling pathway; cellular response to hormone stimulus. Bases 1016 to 2221 code for a protein of 401 amino acids. Gene Ontology annotation, molecular function: peptide binding; neuropeptide Y receptor activity.